Molecule: messenger RNA, 1316 nt
Organism: Vidua chalybeata
Lineage: Eukaryota; Metazoa; Chordata; Aves; Passeriformes; Viduidae
Gene: SFTPD
Product: surfactant protein D
Exons: 5
Coding region: 568-1146 (192 amino acids)
Source: RefSeq, a predicted model, not a curated record
CCCCCCCCGGAAUAACAAAAUGAUAUUUUAUUAGUUAAGUAGUUGACAUUCAUGGUUAUUACAUUUCUCAGAGUUAUUAAACAUUCUCUUUGAUUUGUCAUUCAAGUUAAGUCUGCUGUGUUUUAAUAACCUACUAAACGACUUCAGUUUGAAUCAUUUUGGCCUCAAGCAAUAUUCAAGAUCUUCCUAUGUCUUGAGAGAGAUUCUGUGGGUGUAGAACUUUGUUAAUUCCUGUUUGUUUUAUUUCUAUUUCUUUGAGUCUUCAUCUGUUCCUUGUUUUUACCUAUUAGCUGAACUACAAGGGGCUUUAAAUAGAGUUUUUCUUGUUUACCCUUUCAGGAACCUUCCAAGAAUAUUUCUGCACCAAAACCCCUGCAGUAACUGCACCUUACAUCGUUUCAAGUCAGCUGAGCUAUAUCAAUCCAAGCUCAUAACAGCAAUAAAAGCCACAAUAAGUGGUGUUUGCUGAGAAUUCAUUAAUGGUUGUGUCCCUUCAGUAAAAUACAAAGCAGCUUCAUUUCACUGUGAUCAUCAGACCUUAACAGCAGCUUGCUGGCCUGAGAAAUCAUGUUGUCUUACUCAUCCUACAUCCUGAUAGCACUGGCUGCUUUGUUAGUGACUUGCCAUGCGUUGAGUAAAUGUCCAGGAAUUUCUGGGCUACCUGGUAUCCCUGGAAGGGAUGGACUGAAAGGUCUGCCUGAUUCUCUGGCCAGCAAACACCACAAUGCUUUAGCAAAUUUGAGACACCGACUUUUCCAACUCGAGGCUGUGCUUGCUUUGAAUGGGAAAAUAAGAAAAGUAGGAGAGAAAAUACUUGCUAGCAAUGGGAAGAAAGUUGACUUUGCAUCUGCACUGCAAUCCUGUGAAGAGGUUGGAGGAACUCUUGCAGCUCCCAAGAAUGAGGAGGAGAAUAAAGCUAUUAUGGACAUUGUGAAACAGUAUAACCAAUAUGCUUACUUGGGCAUUAGAAAGGGGGAGACUUCAGGUCAGGUUAAGUCUAUAAAUGGCCUGCCUCUGAGUUACAGCAACUGGCACCAGCACGAGCCCAAUGGCAAAGAGAAUGAGAAAUGUGUGGAGAUGUACACUGAUGGCACCUGGAAUGACAAAAAAUGCAAUAUGUACCGUCUCACAAUCUGUGAAUUUUAAAGAAUGGCCUUUCAGCCACCUCAGAGUAUGGAGAUAAUGAAGUAUCUGUGUUUCAGGUUGAUUAAAUUUCUGCAAUUUCUCUGUAUCCUAAAAUAUAAGAUUAAUCAUAAUUGUGUUAUUUUUUAGCCUUAGGAAAAUGCCAAAUGUACUAGGUGAUUAACAUGAUUAAA